Messenger RNA from Haemonchus placei, 312 nucleotides. The record is from the annotation of a GenBank genome assembly. NCBI's taxonomy places the organism in Eukaryota, Metazoa, Nematoda, Chromadorea, Rhabditida, Trichostrongylidae.
AUGUCGCUAUGCACGAACGAUUCCGGCGAUUACAGUGUCUUCAAUUCCACAUUCAUUGGUUCCACGAAUCAUGCGGAAAUAACCAUCCUCUCCCCAGUCGUCGUUCCACGAAUUUGCAAUGAUCCAAUACGGUGUGUCACCCUCCUUUCCCCAUCCAAUUAUUUUCACGGAAUGGGCGCCGUCUAUUUUACCACCGGUAUGCUUGUAGAUUCCUUUCACAUAAAGCGAGAAGUCUUCAAAAACAGUGAAAGAGCCCACAACUGGUCCACUCCUCAUGAUUUCUUUUUGAAUAGCUAUUACAGAGUUCGGUAG